GGUGGCGGACUGCAUGUUUUGCUGUUCUGCCAUAAUUCAGAGUAGAAGAAGAAUGCUUGCCUGCUGCUCAUAGACUCCUUGGUGUCCUUGUUGUAUCUUGGGAUUUUACCUCUGUGUCUUUCUGUCUGUCUGUUUUGGUGAUUACAGACACUUCGAAUAAACCGCUUCCUCGAUCAUCUUGUGUUUCAACAUUUGGAUUUCAUAUCAAAAGACGUCAUGUUUCGAAGAAGAGUACCCUUCUCACAGAUCGCCUUAGCCACACUGCUUGGAGUCGCUGGUGGUAUUUAUAUCUACAGACCUUAUUUUGAGCCGGUGCAGACCUCAAGACAACAAAACCAGGAUGUGCCAAAGAAACCGAAUGAAACAGACUGAAAUAAUUCAUCACUCCCAGGAAAUACUUCACACACAGAAGCCAGAAGAACUACAUCAGAGGCUGCUGGACUGUCAGAGCUGGAGGCCGAACUAAAGACAAGACCAGCAUGGAUAAAUCCAUGCUUCUUUGGGGUUCUUUGUAUGAUUGUUAAUGUACAAAAUAAAGUAUUUAAUAAUUUGA
Messenger RNA from Perca fluviatilis (European perch), 553 nucleotides. Its product is annotated as protein PIGBOS1. Lineage: Eukaryota; Metazoa; Chordata; Actinopteri; Perciformes; Percidae. The record is from RefSeq and is a predicted model, not a curated record. Bases 217 to 372 code for a protein of 51 amino acids. The transcript has 2 exons.